AUGACUGCAAUAGGUGUGGACAGACUUCUCGCCCUGUCACUGGGAUUGAGAUACAGACAAGUUGUUACCUCAAGGCGUGCUCAAGGCACUGCCAUCUCACUUUGGUUCAUAGGAUCUGGAGGCGCUAUUAUGGAGUUGUUCAACUACAGAACUGCGUUAAUUUAUGGUUCCUUUCUUGUUUUACUGAGUAUUACAGUCUCAACUUUCUGUUACCUCAAAAUUUACCGAAAACUCCGGCAACAUCAGGGGCAAGUACACGGAAAUAUUCACCAAAGACAAGCAAACCGACCUGAGCCACUGAACAUAGCACGAUAUAGGAAAACAGUAUCCAGCGCAGUGUGGAUACAGUUAUCACUGAUUGCUUUUUACCUGCCCGGGAUUGUUAUAAUCACACUGGUGGCCUCCAGAGGACUCGACCCAAUUCUUCUUUUGGUUUGUAUCUGUAUAACUACUUUUAUACAUUUUAACUCCACUUUAAACCCAGUUCUUUACUGCUGGACAAUGAGAGAAGUGAGACAAGUCAUGAAAGAUAUUCUGCGACAGACUUUUAGAUUCUAA
Molecule: messenger RNA, 558 nt
Organism: Pocillopora meandrina
Lineage: Eukaryota; Metazoa; Cnidaria; Anthozoa; Scleractinia; Pocilloporidae
Source: the annotation of a GenBank genome assembly